ACAAUUCCAUGUUGAUGUUAAUUGUUCUGGUGUCCUUUCAAAACGUAAAGUAUUAGUAAUUGUAUGACGUGGAUUUACGACUCAAAUUUAUAAUAUGACGUCAUGAUUUAAUUCACAAGUUCUGAGGAUACAAUACGCGAUUUGUUAACGUUUCCUUGGAGACAUAAAGCCUUGUUUUCAUUUGAAUAAAACAAGACAACUGUUUGUUUUGACGAUCGUGGAAAAUCAUCUGGAACCUAAAAUCACGGACCUGAAGAUAAAAUCGACAUUAUCCUUGAUAUAAUGAAUACUGAAAAAGAAAAGGAAGAGCCCAGUUUUAAACGACAGAGGUUAGAGGCGAAUUCGGACGACGAAAGCGAAUUUGAUGCCCCUGUACGGACGACAAAAAACGAAUCUGGAAUACAUGUACAUGAAGGCGUAGAACAUGUCCAACUUAUUUCAAAUGGACUUGAAGAUGCUUCUUAUGAUAUUAAAAAAACUGACACAAAUUCUGCUAGUUUUAGAGCAAAUCAGUCUAUUAAACCAUCCAGGAGAGUUCAAGUUGAUAGUUCCAAAAUCAUGCCAAAGCCAAUGCCACCGCCUCAAGCUGUAUUACUAAAGAAAGAUACUCCAAAGUUGACUUUGAAUAAUACACAAACAGUCCAUUCUGUAUCAAAUAUUAAAGAAUUGUUCCCACAAUUUAAAGGUUCAGCGAAUAGACGAGUGUUUGUUGUAAAACCAAUCACCUCGGGUGGUAACAGGAACCCAAUCUUGAAUAGCAAAGAAGAAACAAAGAAUAGAAGUAUUGUUUUAAAGACCGUGUCUACAUCGGUGCCAAACGCAUUUUCUGUGAAGACCCCGAUAGUAUUUACGAACGCACUGACAACGUUACCCAGUGUUGUUGCCCAUACUGCGGGCAUUCCUACCGGACCAUUCGCAUUGAUAUCAAAAGACCGCUAUACAUGUGCAUUUCCCAAUUCUUCAGAUUUCCCUACUCACAUACCCGACGCGUCUUCAAUACAAUGUGGACUUCAAAAUACGUUCAACAUGACGAGCUUCCUCCCCAUAAAAGAUGUAGAUGAUAUUAAAGUGAUAACUAACACACUACAUGUAACUGAGAUGAACAAAAACGAGAGAGAUAAACAAAAAUGGGUCAAUGAUAAAUCUCGGGAAAACAAGGACAUUGCAGAAACUAAUAUAAUUGUAAACGUUUUGUUAGAACAAUGGGAAAGAUACCUGUCAAUGCCGAUGGAAGAUAUGAAAAAGAUAGCAUUGCAACAGGCGCGAUCACUCAAAUACACCGAUACUUUCAUUGAGCUCAUUGAAGAAACUAUGGACGAUAUCGAAAUUUUAUCCAAACAAUAUUGUCUCUAUGAUAUCUCGGUAGAUGAUAUUAAUAUUCAUGUAUUCGAUACCUUUGUGGAAGAUCGUGGGAAUACUAUAGCUACUGACGUCAACAAACAAGAAGUUUCCAGUAAAAAAUCAAUAUAAUUUUACUCAGAUUCAGUAGUGUGCAUUAGAUCCCAAUUGAGUUUUUGAUGGGAUGUAUAUUCACAGUAUUUAGGUAAUAAAGAAUGUCGUGCUCGUUAGAAAACCAUUGAUUGUUCGUUAUGCAAAUGUUCACUUGGAAAAGGAUCCCAUGACCACAAACGUUUGGAUUAAUAUAAUUGCAUUUAUGUCUUCGAUGAAGUCUCAAUUCAAACUGGCUGCAUCGUCAGAAUUGACGUAGGGAGAGGCUUCUUUAUUUACAUGUUUAUGUGUGAAAAGUGCUAAAGUGUACUAAGUACACGCAAGUGUAACGAAGUUAUGGCAAAUAAGUUAUCUUCAUUAGAAUACUGAUUUCUCAGUCGACGCAUUUGACGGGUGGUAUUCCCCAACCGCGUAUCCUUUUAAUGGU
Messenger RNA from Owenia fusiformis, 1876 nucleotides. Lineage: Eukaryota; Metazoa; Annelida; Polychaeta; Sabellida; Oweniidae. The record is from the annotation of a GenBank genome assembly.